CACUGUGAACAAUCAAUGUUGUAUUCACCAAUAGAACGUAGAUAAUGAGCUACGGGCAACUGUAAAUCGUAAUAAGUUUAGAUUACGUUCACCGUCAGAUACAAUUCAUUUUCAGUCACUUUGUUUCUUCGCGUUCUAAUUUAAGUCCCAAGACUAAUGGUUAAAGGAGAUCAGUGAUAUGUGCUUGAAGUAUGUUACAAGAAGGUCAGCAUCCACACGAAAGAUUACUUAUGGCAGACGAAGGAGAUGGUGGCCCAGGAUCUAGUUAUCUGACGUUUGUUGUGAUGGAGGAGCUACUGGAUAAAUUAAAACUCCUUAGAUAUGACCAAGAAUUCAUUAAAGACCUCAAGAUGAAGCCAUUAAAUAGGCACUACUUUGCACUCCAGACAAAUCCUGGUGAGCAGUUUUACCUUUUUACGUCACUGGCAGCUUGGUUGAUCAGAAAGUCAGGGAGGCCAUUUGAACAGCCACAAGAAAAAGAUGACCCCAACUCUACAAUAUCUAGUAUUUUGGAUUCACUUCGACAAAUUGGUGUAAAUGUGGAUUUCCCACCAAAUAAAUUGAAGCAAGGUUUUGGAGAACACGCCCUAUUUGUGCUGGAUCAUUUGGCGGAUGCUGCGUUGAAGAAUACCAGUUUUACUUGGAAAAAACCUCGACCAGUCGUGGAAGUGGAGGAAGAAGAAGAUGCGAUGGAGGAUGAAUCAGAGUUGCUACUUGAAAAGGUGGAAGAGGAUAUGGCCGCAGAGAUUUCUGACGAAGACGAGGAAGACAUCUUGCAUCUUGAUGAUCUGCAUAACUUGCACAUUGGGAAUAAGACUUUAACAGAUUCUCAGAAACCGGAUGGCAUCCUUGAGUCUACUACAAACUCUGAAGGAUGGAAAUUAGAACUGGAAAGAAUCUUACCGCAGCUUAAAGUCACCAUCAGUACAGAUGUUCAGGAUUGGCGAACACAUCUAGAGCAGAUGCAGAAACAUCGCAGUGGAAUUGACGAAGCUUUGACAACAACGAAAGGUCAACUCGACAAACUCCAUUCGGACAUUUCAAGCACACUUGAGAAGAUCGGCAGUCGAGAAAAGUACUUGGGCAGUCAGUUAGAACCUCUGUUGGUUCAGUACAGAGCUCUGCAGGACGAAUUUGCACGAGUGAAUGAGCAGUGCCGUGAAGUGAGUGGCGGCGUUAAGGAGAGAUCACGUAUUUUGGCUCGGGUUACCGAGGAGUUGGAGUCCGUGAAGCAGGAGAUGGAUGAAAGAGGUUCUAGCAUGACAGACGGAACUCCGCUAGUUAAUAUAAAGAAGGCGAUUUCACAAAUCAAGAGCGAGAUUACUGGAAUGGAUGUGAGGGUGGGAGUGUUGGAACACAGUUUGCUGCAGGCUCGCCUGCGAGACAAGAAUUUGCUCCAGCAGGAUAUGAACACUCUGCCUCAUGUUUUGGUGUAAUAAUUCCAAGUUCAACAACACGCGCACAGGGACGUGUCCACACACACACCCUCAUCAUGGAAGGACUUACGUUUUGCGCACACGUGCACAAGAAUAUUCACAGUGUAUAAUCUUCAUGAGGUUUUCCAUGUGGAAUCUUCAUAGUCAUUCUCAAAGUAUAAUUUUUCAUUCUUGUAUGUGUUAAAUCACAAAAUUAUGAUCUAAGGGUAAUGAUCUAUGUAGUAAGUGGAGCUACUGAACUUGUUUGUGAUUUUGAACAUACGCACUUCCCAUUUAUUGUUUGUCUGAAAUAAUGUUAUCAUUAUAAUACAUUACUGUCAGUACCCUGAGGACGAGAAUGAAGAUGGUUCUCGAAACGUUGGCGUUUUCUCCGUUAAACCACCUUGCACAGUUUGUGGCCAGAGAAGAUUUUAUUAUAUGUAGUCGCCGUGAACGCUUCACGUCAUACGACAAUUAAAUUGUUUUGUAAACAUAAAA
This is a messenger RNA of Zootermopsis nevadensis, 1913 nucleotides long. It is a transcript of the gene IFT57, whose product is annotated as intraflagellar transport 57. The record is from RefSeq and is a predicted model, not a curated record. Lineage: Eukaryota; Metazoa; Arthropoda; Insecta; Blattodea; Termopsidae. Gene Ontology annotation, cellular component: microtubule organizing center; cilium; intraciliary transport particle B. Gene Ontology annotation, biological process: non-motile cilium assembly; intraciliary transport.